AUACAGAAUGGUUUGGGCUAGAUCUAUUCGAGUCCGUUGGAUUUCGAUAGGAGAGAAAUAGUAAUUUGAACCUGUGGCUCCGAGAAUUCGAAUCUGUCAACCAUGUCAGCUGGCAUUUUUUUUUUUUUUUGUAUUUGUUUGACCAGAUCUUGAUCUAGGAACUGUAGACACUUUUCGGAUCUGCUAGGAUGAAUCGGAUCCAACGACAGAGCGGAUUUUCAGUUUGCGAAGAGAUUAGAUCAGGAUCUUCUGUCGUUUGCCCAAAGCCUCGCCGACUGGGCCUCCUUAACGCCGCCGUUCAUGACCACCACCCAAUCAGAUCUCUCAGAUGGCAUCUCAACCACCAAUCGGAGCUUUGUGAUUCGAAAGCAGGGACAGAUCUUUUGGACGCCAUCCUCACAAAGGGUGGUUAUGGUGUGGAACAAUCUAGUCAAGUAGCCUCGUCGCCCCCAUUUUUCAGCGGGUCGCCGCCGAGCAGAGUAGCUAACCCAUUGAUUCAGGAUGCUCGAUUCGGGGAUGAGAAGCUCACCCCAUUCUCCUCGCUGGCGCCAGUUCCUCCUCCCUCAGGUCUGUCCUCGCCUACAUCAUCGUCCGCAAGGAAAGGAGGCUGUGUGAGGGCCAAUUUUGGGAACAAACCAGCGGUGAGGAUCGAGGGGUUUGAUUGCCUGGACAGGGAUCGACGUAAUUGCAGUAUCCCUGCCCUCGCAUAAAACUUGUCUCCUGUCGAACAAAAGGUGUAUAGGAAAAAAAAGAUUAAAGUUCACUAUAAAAACAAUCAAUCAAUCAAUCUUUGAUAGAGCGAGAAGAAUUUUGAAACUACCAGUGAGGGAAAAAGAGGGAGAUCCUUUUGUAUUGUGUAAAUAUGUUUUAAAGGGUUCUCUGUAGAGAGGUAACUUGUCAUGUAUGUAAAUGAGAUUUUUACUAAAUAAUGAAAAGGAGUCUUUAGGUUGUUUUGUUAGGGAAGGUAAAAAUAGAGGUUUGUGAGGGGUGUGGAGUUUGGGUUGAGAAGUCUUUGCUUACCACACCCAUCUUUGUAUUGUAAAGUCUAGUCUGAUGGGGAAUUUUUCAUUGUAUUUUUCUUGUGGGUGCUUAAAAGUUUCAAUGAGCGGCUUGUGAAGAGAAUCUGUAAACAUUAAAAGUUGCCGUUGAGUCCAAUCUAAGCAGUCAUUUUACACUUGUAUAUACACUGUUCUUGAGUUUUAA
Messenger RNA from Morus notabilis, 1203 nucleotides. RefSeq lists its product as uncharacterized. Lineage: Eukaryota; Viridiplantae; Streptophyta; Magnoliopsida; Rosales; Moraceae. Bases 189 to 710 code for a protein of 173 amino acids. The transcript has 4 exons. The record is from RefSeq and is a predicted model, not a curated record.